Microstroma glucosiphilum is the source of this 1224-nucleotide messenger RNA. Its product is annotated as TPR-like protein. NCBI's taxonomy places the organism in Eukaryota, Fungi, Basidiomycota, Exobasidiomycetes, Microstromatales, Microstromataceae. Gene Ontology annotation, molecular function: protein binding. The record is from RefSeq and is a predicted model, not a curated record. The transcript is spliced from 5 exons. Bases 52 to 1050 code for a protein of 332 amino acids.
CGUGCCGCUUUCCGUCGCAGCGGACAUUCAACUAAGUCCUUCGACUAGAAGAUGCACCACUCACUCCACCCUUUGAGCGUGGUAGCAAUCGAGCGCAGUGCUUACCCUUCCAGUCGCAUCCUCAUCCCCUCGUUACCCGGCCAAUCGACGACGACGACGACGAUGAGCGAAGCCGUGCAGUCCGCUCCCAGCGCCGCGUCGUCCACAACGGGGGAAGCUGGCGCCUCAGUACCACCUUCCUCUUCCAAUGCUACCUCGAUUGCAGACGAGACCUUCUCCACCGCUGCGACUGUAGGUAGCGAAGACCCUCGCCCCCAUCCCGCAUCCGACAAUUCUACUGGCUCUGUAACCAGCUCAUGUGUGAAGUCGCAAGAUUCCACGACCGAAGGGACGACGGCAAGCAGCGAUGCCGCUUCCUCACCAGCACAGGACAGGGUCGCCCACCAGAUUGGGAUUGCCUUGAAGCUCAAGGAGGAAGGAAAUGCUCUCUUUGCGAAGGGGGACAGAUUGGGAGCAAUGACCAAGUGGCAUCACGCUCUCCUCAAUUCAGCUGGCAUCAACUCCCUCGCAACGCAAUACGGUAGCAAGUCGACCGAAGAGCAGAACAAGAAUGCACAGUCUAUCACAAUGGCUGUACAGAACAAUCUCGCCAGCUGCUACCUUUCAGACAAAAAGUACGAAAAAGUCAUCUACGCCGCGGGCAAAGUCCUGGCCCUAGACGAGAAGAACGUAAAAGCCCUCUACCGUCGCGCCAAAGCCUACAAGGAGCUUGGUGAUCAGAAGAAGGCGGCAAAGGAUUUGGACAAGGCGAUGGAACUUGCUCCCCAAGACUCCAGCAUCCGAGCUCUAGCAAACGAGCUCGUCAAGCUAGAAGAAGCCAAGCUGGCUAAGCAGAAGGCGCAGAUGCAGGGAUUUCUCAAGGGCAAAUCUUUCGGCGGCGGCGAGGACGACGGUGCGAAUGGAGCCUCGAACAGCGCCUCGAAUGACGCUGCUAAAGUCGAGGAGAAGAUACAGGAGGUCAGCACUGCAGGAGAAAAGGCGGGAGAGUGAGCGGGGACAGAAGGAGAGGUAGAAGAGAAGAAACGUAGGAGCUACCUGACGGGGAGGUGCGGUCUGCAUUUCCCCCUUUGAGUGCGCGGUGGAAGACGAUGAAUCAUACCCCUCCUCCUCGUUGCGAAAAUGAGAGCUUAGUCCUGAGUCAUGCAAUGAAGAAGAUAUCACAGU